AUGGCGGAAAGGAAGAGCUCCCCCAAAGCCAUCAAGUUCCUCUUCGGGGGGCUGGCAGGGAUGGGGGCCACAGUCUUCGUACAGCCAUUGGAUCUGGUGAAAAAUCGGAUGCAGCUCAGUGGAGAAGGAGCCAAAACCAAGGAAUACAAAACCAGUUUCCAUGCUGUUGGCAGCAUCCUGAAAAAGGAAGGAGUGAGAGGCAUCUACACAGGGUUAUCGGCUGGUCUUCUGCGCCAGGCCACCUAUACCACCACGCGUCUUGGUAUUUACACCAUCUUGUUUGAGAAGCUGACGAAGGAGGAUGGCACACCACCUAACUUCUUCAUGAAAGCUGCUAUUGGGAUGACGGCGGGGGCCACUGGAGCCUUUGUGGGGACACCAGCAGAAGUGGCUCUUAUUAGAAUGACUGCAGAUGGAAGGUUACCUGCUGACCAGAGGAGAGGAUACACCAAUGUGUUCAAUGCUCUAGUGAGGAUGAGUAGAGAAGAGGGGAUCACCACACUGUGGAGGGGCUGUGUACCCACCAUGGCUCGCGCUGUUGUUGUAAAUGCUGCACAGUUGGCAUCCUACUCCCAAUCCAAGCAGUUCCUACUUGAUUCAGGAUAUUUCCGGGAUGAUAUCUUGUGUCACUUCUGUGCUAGUAUGAUCAGCGGGUUGGUCACUACAGCUGCCUCUAUGCCCGUCGACAUCGCAAAAACCAGGAUACAGAAUAUGCGAAUGAUAGAUGGAAAGCCUGAGUACAGGAAUGGAUUGGAUGUCCUUAUGAAGGUGGUGCGGUAUGAAGGAUUCUUCAGCCUCUGGAAAGGCUUCACCCCUUACUACGCCCGGCUGGGACCCCACACUGUUCUGACCUUCAUCUUCCUAGAACAGAUGAACAAAUACUAUAAGAAGUUUUUCCUGAGUGGAUGA
This is a messenger RNA of Staurois parvus, 909 nucleotides long. The record is from the annotation of a GenBank genome assembly. Lineage: Eukaryota; Metazoa; Chordata; Amphibia; Anura; Ranidae.